Molecule: messenger RNA, 357 nt
Organism: Helobdella robusta
Lineage: Eukaryota; Metazoa; Annelida; Clitellata; Rhynchobdellida; Glossiphoniidae
Exons: 4
Coding region: 1-357 (118 amino acids)
Source: RefSeq, a predicted model, not a curated record
AUGGCUGAAAAUCUGUUAAAUAAUAGACUUUUGUUUCCGUGGUUUCAUUCCGACGAGUUGGAUACUGUCGACUGCUCAUAUAAGAAGCUGAAUUUCUGUCAAUUCAGCUGCCAAAAUCUACCAGCGUUAAUUAAAAUCAGGGAUUUGGUGAACUCGUUAACAUUGUUAAAUGCAUUUUCGAUGGAGGCGAAGCAAGUUGAAAUCAUGCGCAAGUUCUCCGCCACACCAAAAUACGGGAGAAUUUCGAAAAUGGCAAAAAUGUGGAGAGUGUUAGAUGAAACUGAUCGGAAGCCUGUCGCUGUCUUGAAUGAAUAUCAGUUGCACAAUUUCCUGAUUAACAAAAAGACAACUGAUUAA